Messenger RNA from Durusdinium trenchii, 569 nucleotides. NCBI's taxonomy places the organism in Eukaryota, Dinophyceae, Suessiales, Symbiodiniaceae. The record is from the annotation of a GenBank genome assembly.
GGGCGAAAUCGCUCAACAAAGCCGAUCUUGGGUAAUUUCGUUCGGCACAUGACGCAUGGAGCAGCCAGUCUUUGAAGGGCGCCCAGGGAAGCUGCCACAUUGGGCCAGCAAUUUGGAGGAACAUGUCGACAAAAAGCUGCUGAUCAUCUUGCGUGAUGGUCGGAAGCUCAUUGGCUGGCUGAGGACCUUCGACCAAUUUACAAAUCUUCUUGUCGAGCACAUCGUAGAGCGGCACAUCAUUUUUGAGGAGAAGGUCUUUGCAGACAUCUACCUUGGCACCAUGCUAAUCCGAGGGGAGAAUGUUUGCCUCUUUGGUGAGGUGGACCCUGAACGACAGGACGGCCUCACAGAGGCACCCCUCGCUGAUGUCCUUGCAAAGGAGGCUCAAAACGAGGCCUCCGAUGGGAAGAAAGGAAUGGAUCUUUUUGCGGAAGCUGAGUCCUGACACAGAGGACUUGCCAGCGCAAGGAGGUCAAGAAAAGGUCACUGAGCAGUCAAGUGCUGGGGUCGACCCAUUCUGCGUGACCUGUACUGUGCACGUGUGCACGCUACUGAAUCUCUUCGUCCUG